GGCAGCAAAGGACACUACAGAUAUCACUGGCAGAGCCACAAUGUCAAGCAGAGUGGAGUGGAUGAUAUGGUCCUUCUUUCCAAAAUCACGGAGGAUUCCAUAGUGGAGAAUCUAAAGAAACGAUACAUGGAUGAUUAUAUUUUUACAUAUAUUGGCUCUGUAUUAAUCUCUGUGAAUCCUUUCAAGCAAAUGCCAUAUUUUGGGGAAAAAGAAAUUGAAAUGUACCAAGGAGCAGCACAAUAUGAAAACCCACCACAUAUUUAUGCUCUUGCCGACAGCAUGUACAGGAACAUGAUUAUUGACAGAGAAAAUCAGUGUGUUAUUAUUAGUGGUGAAAGUGGUGCUGGAAAGACCGUAGCUGCUAAGUAUAUCAUGAGUUAUAUCUCCAAAAUUUCAGGAGGUGGCCCUAAAGUACAGCAUGUUAAAGAUAUUAUUCUACAGUCCAACCCUUUACUGGAGGCCUUUGGGAACGCAAAAACUGUACGGAACAACAACUCCAGCAGAUUUGGGAAAUACUUUGAAAUCCAAUUUAGCCCUGGUGGAGAACCAGAUGGCGGGAAAAUCUCCAACUUCCUACUGGAAAAAUCUCGAGUUGUAAUGAGGAAUCCGGGAGAGCGGAGUUUUCACAUUUUUUACCAGCUAAUUGAAGGGGCCUCCUCAGAACAAAAAAGCAGUCUUGGCAUUACCAGUAUGGACUACUACUACUAUCUGAGUCUCUCUGGGUCCUACAAAGUUGAUGACAUCAAUGACAAAUCAGAUUUCCAAGAAACAUUGCAUGCAAUGAGUGUGAUUGGGAUCUUUGCAGAGGAACAAGCAUUGGUGCUGCAGAUAGUGGCAGGAAUACUGCAUUUAGGAAACAUCAGUUUCAAAGAAGUUGGCAACUAUGCAGGAGUGGAGAGUGAGGAGUUCUUGGCUUUCCCUGCUUUUCUCCUGGGAAUUAACCAGGACCGCCUAAAGGAAAAACUGACCAGCAGACAGAUGGACAGCAAGUGGGGAGGCAAAUCUGAGUCCAUUAACGUAACGCUAAAUGUGGAACAAGCCUGCUACACCAGAGAUGCACUGGCCAAGGCCCUUCAUUCCCGUGUUUUUGAUUACUUGGUGGAUUCUAUUAAUAAGGCUAUGGAGAAGGACCAUGAAGAAUAUAACAUUGGUGUCCUUGAUAUUUAUGGCUUUGAAAUAUUCCAGAAAAAUGGGUUUGAACAGUUCUGCAUCAACUUCGUUAAUGAAAAACUACAGCAGAUUUUUAUUGAACUGACACUGAAGGCAGAACAGGAAGAAUACGUGCAAGAAGGAAUUAGAUGGACUCCAAUAGAUUACUUUAACAACAAAAUAGUGUGUGACCUUAUAGAGAACAAAGUGAAUCCCCCAGGGAUUAUGAGCAUUUUAGAUGAUGUGUGUGCCACAAUGCAUGCAGUGGGAGAAGGAGCUGACCAAACACUGCUUCAAAAGCUCCAGAUGCAGAUUGGGACUCAUGAACAUUUCAACAGCUGGAACCAGGGAUUUAUCAUUCAUCAUUAUGCUGGAAAGGUAUCUUAUGAUAUGGAUGGAUUCUGCGAGAGAAAUCGAGAUGUUCUUUUCAUGGACUUGAUUGAACUCAUGCAGAGCAGUGAUUUGCCUUUUAUAAAGGCUCUGUUUCCUGAAAAUCUUCAAGUGGACAAGAAGGGCCGUCCUACCACCGCAGGCAGUAAAAUCAAAAAACAAGCAAAUGACCUUGUUGGCACCUUAAUGAAGUGUACACCCCAUUACAUCCGCUGCAUCAAACCAAAUGAAACAAAGAAGUCUCGAGACUGGGAGGAGAGCAGGGUAAAACAUCAAGUGGAAUACUUGGGUCUGAAAGAAAAUAUUCGAGUAAGAAGAGCUGGCUAUGCCUACAGGCGGGUUUUCAAGAAGUUUUUGCAGAGGUACGCCAUUCUGACCAAAGCAACCUGGCCUUCCUGGAAGGGAGAAGAGAAGCAAGGAGUUCUCCACCUGCUUCAGUCAGUCAACAUGGAUUCUGACCAAUACCAGCUUGGGAAAUCCAAAGUCUUCAUCAAAGCUCCAGAGUCUCUAUUUUUGUUAGAAGAGAUGAGAGAGAGGAAGUAUGAUGGGUAUGCCAGGGCCAUCCAGAAGGCAUGGAGGAAGUUUGUGGCCAGGAGAAAAUACGUACAGAUGAGAGAAGAAGCAUCAGAUCUAUUGCUGAACAAGAAAGAGAGAAGGCGGAACAGCAUUAACAGGAAUUUUGUGGGAGAUUACAUAGGCAUGGAGGACCAUCCAGAGCUACGCCAGUUUGUGGGCAAACGGGAGAAGAUUGAUUUUGCAGACACUGUAACUAAAUAUGAUAGACGGUUUAAGAACGUGAAGCGAGAUCUCAUCCUCACUCCAAACUGCAUAUACCUGAUUGGGCGUGAAAAGAUAAAGCAGGGUCCAGAGAAAGGCCAAGUGAAGGAAGUCUUAAAGCGAAGGAUGGAAGUGGAAAGAAUUCUUUCUGUUUCUCUAAGCACAAUGCAGGAUGACAUUUUCAUUCUACAUGACCAGGAAUAUGAUAGCUUGCUCGAAUCGGUCUUCAAAACUGAGUUGUUAAGCCUCUUAUCAAAACGAUACGAAGAGAAAACACAAAGAAAACUACCUCUGAAAUUUAGCAAUACACUUGAAGUGAAGCUGAAAAAGGAGAGUUGGGGGCCCUGGAGCAGUGGUGGUUCUCGACAAGUGCAAUUUAUGCAAGGCCAAGGAGAUAUAGCCAUUCUCAAGCCAAGUAAUAAGGUGCUGCAGAUCAGCAUCGGACCAGGGCUACCAAAGAAUUCCCGUCCUACUAGACGGAACCUUACCCAAAGCAGAGGGUAUUCCAACAGGUCUCAAAGUCAGACUUAUCCUAUGAGAGCUGCUCCGCCGCCUCCUGGUCAGCAGCAAAAUGGAGUAAUAAAUCCCCCACAGUUCGUACCGCUUCCCCAUGUCCCAGGAAAUCAACAAGCAAAUCAGAAAAACCUGUAUACAAAUAUGACACGACCAACUUUACCACGGCAAUUGUCAGGAGGAUCAGGCAAGAUUUCACAGCAACCAGAAAGCUUGGAUUUUCUGAAAGUACCUGACCAAGGAGCAGCCGGUGUUCGCAGGCAGACAACAAACCGACCCCCACCAGCUGGAGGAAGGCCUAAACCACAGCCAAAACCUAAGCCUCAGGUACCGCAGUGCAGGGCACUGUAUGCAUAUGACGCUCAGGACACAGAUGAACUUAGCUUUAAUGCCAACGAUGUGAUUGAUAUAAUUAAAGAAGAUCCUUCUGGCUGGUGGACAGGAAGACUACGAGGGAAACAAGGUCUGUUUCCCAACAAUUAUGUCACCAAGAUAUAA
Molecule: messenger RNA, 3327 nt
Organism: Balearica regulorum gibbericeps (East African grey crowned-crane)
Lineage: Eukaryota; Metazoa; Chordata; Aves; Gruiformes; Gruidae
Source: RefSeq, a predicted model, not a curated record